CCCAGACUCCUGAAACGAGGGGCCCCAGUGCCGGAUUGGGAGAUGGUGGAAGGACCAGGUUGUACUCUGAAUGGAGAGAAAAUUCGGGCGCGAGUGCGCCCCGGGCAGGUGGUGAUGGACGUUCGGGGCCGCGCUUUGCAGAGCCUGUGGAGCCCCGGCUUGCCUCACGCCGUCUCGGGGGCUGCGGUGUCUUCGCAGGCGGCUACAACAGACGGGAGAGCGGACCCCGGCCGGCCCGCCCUGAGGCUGCUGAGCGGGUCCGUGUACUGCGGCGCGGAGACUCUGGGGAAGGAGCUCUUCCUGUACUUCGGCCCGCGGGCUCUGCGGAUUCAUUUUGGAAUGAAGGGCUCCAUCACCAUUAAUUCGCUUGAGUAUAAAAAUAAAAGUGGAGUUUCUCCUGUGUUGGAAGUCCAGCUCACCCGGGAUUUGAUUUGUUUCUUUGACUCGUCGGUGGAACUCAGAAACGCAGCCGAAAGCCGACAAAGAGUACGCAUGAUGGAAGAACUGGAUGUAUGCUCGCCCAAAUUUAGCUUCCCCCGAGCCGAAAGGGAGCUUAAGCAGCAGACCGGACGCAUGCUCUGCGACGUGUUACUGGACCAGCGCGUCCUGCCGGGGGUGGGCAACAUCAUCAAAAACGAAGCUCUCUUGGACAGCGGUCUCCACCCAGCUGUGCAAGUUUGUCAGUUAACAGAUGAACAGAUCCAUCACCUGGUGAAAAUGAUACGUGACUUCAGCAUUCUUUUUUACAGGUGCCAUAAAGCAGGAUCUGCUGUUUCCAAACACUAUAAGGUUUACAAGCGUCCUGACUGCGGUCGGUGCCGCUGCAGAAUAACUGUGUGUCGCUUAGGGGACAAUCACAGAAUGACGUACUUCUGUCCGCGCUGUCAGAAAGAAGAUCCACAGCAAGUUGACAUACGCAAGCUGCCGGCUAGAAGCACUGCCCUCAGCCAGACGCCCAGCAGCCGGGACAGUCUUGUGGACCAGGUGGCCGGGAGGUGUGAGGAGUACUGGGCGUGUGUGGCUUGCACGCUCAUCAACACGCCUACUUCCAAGGCCUGCGACGCUUGCCUGACGGCCAGGCCUCCCGAUUCGAUACUCAAGAAGGAGGAAAAUCCGGCCCUUAACCACUUGGUGAAGUACCCGUGCAACAGCUUUGGGAAACCCGGUGCCCAAGUGAAGAUCAACAGGAAAACUGCAUUUGGAACUACAACCCUGGUCCUGACUGAUGUCGGCAGUAAAUCCAGCCCCGUGGAACGAAGAAGCAGCCCACGCCAGGCACCCAGUGGGGAGUUGCGGAACUCGGCUCCCACUGACGUGUGUGUCGGUGGCACACCCGCCCCUUCCGAGGAGAGAGCCCACGGCGCGGCUCACCGCCCCAGCACGGGAGUUGCACCCUCCACUGCCCGCUCGCGGUCUGAAUCACCCAGGCCAGCGUGUAAGAAACCGAGGACGACCGCCCGCCCAGCGCCGAGUCUCGACAGCCGCAGCCCCGGACUUCCCGACAGUGGACUUCAGACCAGCAGGACAGACGACGCCCGCAUUCCUCGCUGCGGUCAGCACCGCCGCCCCUGCGUCCUCCGCGUGGUGAGGAAGGGUGGCGAGAACAAGGGCAGAUGCUUCUAUGCGUGUCCUCUGCCUGGGGGAGCGCAGUGCGGAUUCUUUGAAUGGGCAGACCUGUCCUUCCCCUUCUGCAGACACGGCAAGCGCUGCGUCCUGAGAACGGUGUUGAAGAUUGGGCCGAAUAAUGGGAAGACUUUCUUUGCAUGCCCCCUGGGUAAGGAGAACCAGUGCAGUUUUUUCCAGUGGGCAGAAAAUGGACCGGGGAUGAACACUUCUCCAGGAUGCUAAUCUUUUCUCCUCCUGUGGAGCAUCUAACGUUUAAUCUCUUCAAACUACGUGUUUCGUCCCCUUUUAUUUAGUGGAAAGGUUGUAGAACAUCUAUGGUGCUUUGUCAAGUUAUUGCAGUGUUGGAAAACUGUUGUUUUUUUUUA
Messenger RNA from Phyllostomus hastatus (greater spear-nosed bat), 1991 nucleotides. It is a transcript of the gene NEIL3, whose product is annotated as nei like DNA glycosylase 3. Gene Ontology annotation, biological process: base-excision repair. NCBI's taxonomy places the organism in Eukaryota, Metazoa, Chordata, Mammalia, Chiroptera, Phyllostomidae. The transcript is spliced from 10 exons. Gene Ontology annotation, cellular component: nucleus. The record is from RefSeq and is a predicted model, not a curated record. Gene Ontology annotation, molecular function: DNA N-glycosylase activity; DNA-(apurinic or apyrimidinic site) endonuclease activity; damaged DNA binding. Bases 43 to 1848 code for a protein of 601 amino acids.